Molecule: messenger RNA, 579 nt
Organism: Rhagoletis pomonella (apple maggot)
Lineage: Eukaryota; Metazoa; Arthropoda; Insecta; Diptera; Tephritidae
Exons: 3
Coding region: 19-579 (186 amino acids)
Source: RefSeq, a predicted model, not a curated record
CAAAAUGUUUUGGAAGAUAUGAUUUUCCAAGGUUUUGUGGAUACAACGGUUACCACAGACGCACUUUUUGCGAAAAUGCGUACGCUUUUAAAAGCCUACAAGUCUGCCAAAGACAAUGAAAGGCAAACAGGAACUGCUCCUCGCACUAUACCAUAUAUGACAGAAAUGGACGAAAUUUUUGGUGAGAGUUGUUUGGUUGUAAAUAAUCAUACCAUUAACAUAGGAACAGAUCCUCAGGAGGCAUUAAUAGAAACAUGUACAAUCGAGCUGUUAAGAGACUCAACUAGGGUUUCGCCAAUCCCUGAACCGAGCACCUCAAGUCAGUUUCAAGAACUGAGUACCUCCACGCAGUCGCUGAACACACCAACGCGAAGCCGCAACUUACAGCCGAGUACGCCCGCUGCGAGCACACGUGUUAGAAAAACGGCCAGGGAUCGUUACUUUGAAAAUAAACUUGAGCUGAAGAGAAGAAGCUGUGAGGAGAAAGAAAAAUUCCAUGCAGAUAUUCAGCGUAUGUUGCAAAAUUUAGAGAAGAAGCGUGAUUUGCAGCUAGAGUUGGAGGAAAAAAACUUAAAAUAG